This is a messenger RNA of Mytilus trossulus (common blue mussel), 5352 nucleotides long. RefSeq names its product serine/threonine-protein kinase 3-like. Gene Ontology annotation, cellular component: cytoplasm. The transcript is spliced from 13 exons. Lineage: Eukaryota; Metazoa; Mollusca; Bivalvia; Mytilida; Mytilidae. The record is from RefSeq and is a predicted model, not a curated record. Bases 145 to 1590 code for a protein of 481 amino acids. Gene Ontology annotation, molecular function: ATP binding; protein serine/threonine kinase activity. Gene Ontology annotation, biological process: protein tetramerization; protein phosphorylation; intracellular signal transduction.
UCUGUAGAAAAAGCUUUUCAUUGAACACGAACGACUUUCCUGAUUUACUUCCGGACAAGACGAAAACAUCAGAACUUUCAUAGUUUUCACUUUAAAACUUUUUUCCAUGAAUCCAGACGGAUAGUAGACCAUUUAUUCUUCAAAAUGAGUAAUCAAAGUGAGCUGACCAAACUAAGUGAUGAAAGUUUAGCCAAACCACCUGAUGAAGUAUUUGAUAUUAUUUGUAAAAUAGGAAGAGGGUCCUAUGGCAGUGUAUAUAAAGCCCUCCAUAAAGAAUCAGGUCAGGUUCUGGCCAUCAAACAGGUACCAGUGGAUACUGAUCUACAGGAAAUCAUUAAAGAAAUAUCCAUCAUGCAACAGUGUGAUAGUCCAUACAUAGUUAAAUAUUAUGGAAGUUACUUCAAAAACACAGACUUAUGGAUCGUAAUGGAAUAUUGUGGAGCAGGAUCUGUAUCAGAUAUAAUGAGAUUACGCAAUAAAACUUUAACAGAAGAUGAGAUAGCUACGCUGAUGUUGGACACAUUACAUGGUUUAAACUAUCUGCAUUCCAGACGAAAAAUUCACCGAGAUAUAAAAGCGGGAAAUAUAUUGCUGAACACUGUGGGGCAUGCCAAGUUGGCAGACUUUGGUGUGGCAGGUCAAUUAACAGAUACAAUGGCCAAAAGAAAUACUGUGAUAGGGACCCCAUAUUGGAUGGCCCCAGAGGUUAUACAAGAGAUAGGCUACGAUUGUGUGGCAGAUAUAUGGAGUUUAGGUAUAACAGCAUUAGAAAUGGCAGAAGGGAAACCCCCAUAUGGAGAUAUACAUCCUAUGAGAGCUAUAUUUAUGAUACCUACCAAGCCACCACCGUCUUUCAGGAACCCAGAUAAAUGGUCAACAGAAUUUAUAGAUUUUGUCUCUAAAUGCCUCGUAAAGAACCCAGAACUCAGAACAACAGCUGAGGAGCUCAUGGAGCAUGAGUUUGUAAAGGCAGCAAAUCCCAGAACAACAUUACAAAAGAUGAUACAAGAAGCUAGAGAAAUACUUGAAAUGCAGGCAGGCAUAACAACAAAUGGAGAUGAUUCGGAGGGAGAAGAUGAAUUAGAGGGUGGAGGGACAAUGGUCAGAGGUGACAAUGAUACAAUGAAAUCACAAGGUUCCAGUACUAAUGGCACAGUAGGGACCUUGGUCGAGUCAGAACUUGGUACCAUGGUGAUAAACGAAGACAGCGAAGACGACGGAACAAUGAAACGUCAUGGGACAGCCACUGCUGGAAAGGAUGAAUAUCGUCCAUCUUAUCUUGACCAUUUUGAGAAGAACGAUAAAGAAAAACAACCUGUAGCUAAACCAACACAACAACCUCAGCAGAUAGCGCCACCAUCAAUGUCGCCAAAAACAGCCACACCCCCUCAUCACUUCCAACGGUCUUUCAUUGAUGGCGAUUUUGAAUUUUUAAGAAACUUGCAGUAUGAAGAACUAGAGGCCAGGUUAGCUGACCUUGACCCUGAAAUGGAGAGAGAGAUAGAUGAACUCCGAGCCAGAUAUCAAGCCAAGCGACAGCCAAUUUUAGAGGCUAUAGACGCUAAGAAAAAUAGACAAAAAUUCAUAUAAACUAAAUUUUGACAGUAUGAUUCUGUAUAUAUUAUACAUGUGAUAAAAAAUGGAAGAGUAUUUGAUUUUGAAAUGUAGUAAAAAUCAGCACAGUGCAUUUUUUUAGAAAAAAUCUUUUUAUACCAAUAAGAUUUAUUACAUGAAAAGGCCAGAUUAAUAAAAAAAAAUAAUGCAAACCAAACUAUUUUCGCGAAUGAUUUUUUUUCACGACUUUUGCAAGCAGAGAUUGAGAGAAAUAAUGCGAUUAUGAAUCAUCACAAAUAUGUAAAAAAUUUUAUCUUUACUUAUUUAAUACAUCAAGCAAAUUUGAAAAUAGUGAAAUUAAAUAGCUGUAAAAGGGCUGGUAAGGAAUAAAAGCGAAAGAAAGUAUCUGCAAACAAUAAGUUGGUUUACAGUAUAUAUAGAUAUAUACUUUUUACUCAAGAGCAAUAACUCUUGCACUAGUGGAAGAUAAUUCGCAAUUACAUAAGUUUUGAAAAACUUAUUUCUUAAAACUGUGUAUACUUAUAAAUGAAAAUACUAAAUAGCAUAUAUGCCUGGGACAAUCACAAAAGUUCAAAGGUUAUCUAUAAAUAUGCAAUCCAUCAGUCUUCCAUAUGAUUGAAUCUUUAAUAUGUAGAUCUCUUACAGUGAGAAAGAAUUGAUAUGAAACAUGUGGUUUCCCUGCAUUUUUUAUUUUGUUAAAUUGUGAUUGCUUCUUCUAUAGAUAUAACAAGAUACCUUAAGUAUCUAACCUUUUUUUCUGAAUUUUAUGUUUUGAGUUCUGAAAGUUUUAUGACUGAUAGGCUGCCUGUAAUGCUGAGUUCAUUUGUAAAUUUUGUGGUAAGUGUGUUUAGUCAGCACUUGAUUGUACAGCCUAGCAUUGACCUGGGGAAUUUAAGACCUAAUCCAAUCAUUGAGCAAAUUAGCUAGGAAAUCAACCAUUCAAAUUAUAAGGUGUACAGUCUGCACUGUUAGCCACUAGUCCGAUGCCCCAGACUAGUAAAAUUUCUUUUUGAGUAGUGAGUUUUUAUGCAAAACAAUGUUUGGACAAAUAAGAAAAAUGUCUUAAUAUUGGUCUUCAGACUAGUAGUUGAAAGAGUUUUUGGUGCAGACUGGCGUAUGUCAGUUACUCAUUAGAAUAGGCUUACCCUUGGUCUAAUGCCCUGUACCAAUAUAAAAAUGACUGCCAUAAGAAUUAUUUUAUAGCUGACCGUGCAAGGGCUGUAUAGCCAGUCAACGUCGUUAAAAACUCCCAUCAUCAUGAAUUAUAAGUUUUUAAUAUAAAUGAACAAUGUGAAUUAUGUCUCUUUUAUCUAAAAUCAAAAGGAAAAUGAAGGGGGAUUUUUUUUACUAUAUAUUCUCCAAGAAAAAUUAAGAUAUGUUCAUGGUGUGUAAAAGAUAUUACUGCUGUCUUUAAGAAAAAAUUACCAGGCAAAAGGCAAUAAUCUGAUAUAUUUUGCAAAUACGUGUUUUGAAUUAGCAAUACAUUGUUAAAUUAUUUAACUACUAUUCAAAUCUUUUGUAUUUAAGAUUUUUUUUCUAUGUACCAUUUCAACCAUUAUUUUUCUUUUUCUAAAAUCUGUGUUUUCUCUUGCUAUUUUGCAGUGACAUUUUGAUUUUGAAAAAUAGGUGUAUAAAAGUUUGUCUAGUCAAAUUAUUGUCGUGGAAACAGAAUUUGUUGUUAAAAUAUCAUGUUUUAAAGUUGUCAUUUGAAAAAUUUGCAUUUAUUGUAUAAUAAAAUGCUGAGCAUUUAAAGAUUUAUAAUUGUGGAUUUAAAUAAAUAUAUGUUCUGUUAUGUGUUUCUAUGUAAACAGGAUGUGAUUUGUGUGGUUUUCAGUCCUUUUUAGUUUAAUUAGAAAAUAUAUGUCUUGUGUCUAGUCAAAGCAUAAUAUUAAAGUAAACUUCGGGCUGUUCCAGAAAAUACUAUGUCCCCCCAGGGACAGCACUUUUUUUUAACCCCCACCACCCACAGAAAUAAAAUUUAAUUAGAACAGCACUCCCUUUGCAUUUUGGUAUUUCAAAUACAACCACCCACAUAAUAUUUUAAAAAAUUGCCUUCCCUGGGGGGGCAUAGUAUUUUCUGGAACAGCCCUUACUGGUGAUUUGAUUAAAUUAUUAAAUUUUGUUAAACAGAUAUGAACAGGAUUCAAAAGAAAUUUUGGAAAAUUUGUUUAAGAUGUUUUUGACAGGUUACAAUUUUAGUAUAUACUUUUGAAAAUAUUACCCAGAAUGCAUUAAAUUUCUGAAAUGCAUCUGUGUAUAAUGUAAUAUUAAGAAAUGUGGAAGUGGGGAGGGUUUUAAUUAAGUAGUGUAUCAAUGAAAACUGGAAAUAAAUAGCUUUUUUUUUUUUUAAUAAACAAUUUUACAUUCAAUAAAGUUUUGGUGUAUAAAUAUUAUUUGAUCUAUAAUUUUAAUAUGUAAAUAACAAAUGUAUAUUGUCAUUUUACUUCUUGGUAUCAUUUGUCAUAUGAUUGUUUGAUAAAACACUUGAAUGAUAGUGAUUUUAAAUAUGUAAAUUAGAGCAACCAAGAAAAUAUUUUUUAGUUCUAACAUUUAUUAUUUUGGGAUUGUUUAUUAAUGUUUUUGUUUUUAUUGUGUUAUAAAUAUAAUGAUUAAAUCAUUAUUUGUCUUAGCCAUUUUCGAGAAAAAUUUUUGAAUCAAUAGAUUGUUUUUUUACACAAAUCACAUGAUUUAUUUAUCAUCAGUUCUAGGGAUAGUUUAUGACAGGGGAGGGUAAUUGGAGUUAGCUCCACAUGGAUAAAGAAAAAUAACCAUUGUUUUGCUGUUUUUUAAUGUAAGGUAAAUUAUUCUUCUUUCAGCACAAAUAAAUAAAGUAUUUUUAAAGAUCAUAAAGUCGUGAAGAAAUACCUUGUUCAACAAGAUACCAUUGUUUCAUCUUUUAUGUUGUUUAUGGUUAAUUUUGUCGUCAAAGAUAAUUUUAUCCAUCAAUCUUUAUCAAGAUCACUUCUCAAAAAAAUAAAAAGUAAAGUAUAGUUGAGCUGCUUGGGAUAGAAAUUGACCUUAUGCAAGUGAAAGUAUAUUUGAGCUGCUUGGGAUAGAAAUCGACCUUAUCAUAUGCAAGUAAAAGUAUACAUGUACAUAUGUAAGACUUUGAUUGGUUUUGGAACAUUCAAAUUCGAUAUCAAAGAAUAUUGGUCUGUGUUUUAAGGUUUCUUAUAUAAAAUCAAUUUCCAAUCUGUUACAGACUCUGCAUAGAUAUUUUUUUAUACAAAAUAAGUUUACAGAUGUUUUGCACCACUGGGUAGAUGCCACAGCUGGUGGACGUUUCAUCCCUGAGGGUAUCACCAGCCUAGUAUAUAUCAGUGAAUAUCAAUAAUGUGGUCAUUAUUAUAAAUUUCCUGUUUACAAAGAUUUGAAUUUUUCGCAAAACUAAGGAUUUUCUUAUCCCAGGCGUAGAUUACCUAAGCUGUAUUUGGCACAACUUUUUGAAAUAUUGGAUCCUCAAUGCUCUUCAACUUUGUACUUUGUUUGGGUUUAUAAAUAUUUUGAUAUGAGCGUCACUGAUGCGUCUUAUGUAGACGAAACGCGCGUCUGGCGUACUAAAUUAUAAUCCUGGUACCUUUGAUAACUAUUUACAUAAGGUGGAUUUCUAUCCGAUGCAACUCAGUAAUUGAUAAAAGUUUUAUUUUUAUUCGAUGAAUAUUUCUGCCUAUUAUCGUUGAUUAUUGAUUGUGUCUAUUUAGAGUACAUGUAUUUAUCACUCGUGAAGUAUUCAUGAGCAUAUCAUUUUGAAAUAAAAUUGAUGCAAUAUUUUCCCAA